This is a messenger RNA of Trichoderma harzianum CBS 226.95, 596 nucleotides long. RefSeq lists its product as hypothetical. Bases 270 to 467 code for a protein of 65 amino acids. Lineage: Eukaryota; Fungi; Ascomycota; Sordariomycetes; Hypocreales; Hypocreaceae. The record is from RefSeq and is a predicted model, not a curated record. The transcript has a single exon.
CAGGGGCGUGCGCGUUUGCAUGAUGGUGGUGGGCGGGCUCCUUUUUUUUUUUUCUCUGGGGCCUUGCACUCGGCCAUGCUUUAUCAUCCCAUCCAGACCGAGAUAUAAAGCGAGCCUGAACUUUCGUUGUCAGCUUUUGUUUUUUUUCCCUCUUCUUUCUUCCCAUCAACCCACAGCCGAACAAUUCCAUUCGUUAAAACUCUCCAAACUCUUUUACCAAAAACCAACCAAAAUCUAAAACCCCCAAACCACCACAAACAACCUUCAAAAUGCGUGCUGCUGCUGUCGUCGCUAUCUUCGCUGCCACCGCCAUGGCCCAGACUGGCGGCACUGCCUCUCCCACCAACGGCACCAGCGUCACCCAGACUGGCAAGCCCACCUCUGCUCCCACCAACGGUGCCAGCUCCCUGUCUCAGAACAUCCUCCUCGGUGUCGGUGCCGCCGCCGUCUUCGCUGCCAACCUCUAAGCGACUCGCGCCCCUUGCUUGGCUUUCCACUGCCUUGAGGAUCUAAGGGUCGUGUUGUGAGCUUUUCAGGAAACCGGGAGGAACAAGGAAACUCGGAGGGAUGGGGAAUUGAAAGAAAAAAACAAGUGG